Messenger RNA from Punctularia strigosozonata HHB-11173 SS5, 1822 nucleotides. RefSeq names its product kinase-like protein. Bases 1 to 1680 code for a protein of 559 amino acids. The transcript has 11 exons. The record is from RefSeq and is a predicted model, not a curated record. Lineage: Eukaryota; Fungi; Basidiomycota; Agaricomycetes; Corticiales; Punctulariaceae. Gene Ontology annotation, molecular function: ATP binding; protein kinase activity. Gene Ontology annotation, biological process: protein phosphorylation.
AUGAGACAGCCCGAUCUAUGGGAUAUCACCAAGAAUGUCAAACUUCGGGAGGUCCAUGACGAGCAAAUUUCCCUCGGUUCUGGUUCGUACGGAGAAGUUAAGUAUGGACAUUAUAUCGGCAACAAAGUUAUCCCGAUGGCCAUCAAGCAAGCGAGGGUAAACGACACCGAGCGUUUUGAGAGGGAAGUUAAAACCUGGGCGAAGAUGAUCCACCCCAACAUCCUGCCGUUUUGCGGAUAUCUGAAGCCUAGGACUGAUCGACCACUUGAACCUGUGUCUCCGUAUGUACCUGAGGGUACACUCCAAGAAUGCUGCAGGACGCACGAUCUCAGUUCCGACACAAAGAGGAGCUUGAUAUUCGAUGCCGCACUUGGUCUUGCAUACCUUCAUAAGAAAACCUUAGUUCACCUCGACGUCAAGGCUUCUAACAUUCUCGUCACUCACGUGAACACGGGAGGGUCUUCGUUCAAGCUCCGCGGGCUCCUCUGCGACUUUGGAUACGCUAAAGAUUUUAUCCUGAAGAACUACAACAGCUCAUCCAUCGGUAGAGGCUCGUUACCCUGGCAGGCAUGGGAAAUCGUUGCACCGAGCGCAGUCUCUCAGAAGCUGAAGUGUAAGGACUGGGAGAAGUCUCAAUUCCGUUCGCAGCAGCUACCCAAAGCGGACGUGUGGUCAUGGGGUAUGACAGUCCUGGAAGUAUACACGGGCAAGCAACCGUAUCACAACGUACCAGAAGAUGAGGUCGUCGACAAUCUCAGAAGGGGCAAGACGCCAUCAUUCAAAGUCGCCGAGCUUACCGCCAAGGGGAUGGACUCGGUGCUCAUGCGCCUGAUGCGGGAAUCCUGGGAGCUCAAUCCCGUGGCCCGGAAAUCGAUGCAAGCCAUCCUUGAUGAGGCGAAGGUCCCGUCUCCCGCCUCGGUGGAGCAGGAUACGUCCGAGCCCCGAACUCCCUCGGAUCAGCUUGAUAGCAGAGGGAACCGGAUAUUGUUUUAUGCUCGCGCAAAGGUCCCCGCGUGGGCUAGCACAGACAGGCUUCGAUUGAUUGAAGCACACGAACCGGACGAGCUGUUGAAAUUGAAGCAAGACGAUCUGAUUGCUGUAACACACGAGUCCCCCGAUGGCUGGUUCCGCGGACAGCGUUUCAAAUUUGUGAAAUGGAAGUAUCUCUGUCCGCCUGAGGGCCUCCGAGAGCCAAAGCCGCCCAAAACCAAGUUGCACAAGGAGCCAUUCCCGUUCGUCGCUCACCUGAACGGCUGGUACAAGGACCGUACAGGAAAGAUUCAUCGCGAAGGAACCACGGCCGUGAUGAUUGGUGGCCCUGCUCGUAACCCGAAAGACCCAAUUGAUCGAGACAAGAUGCCGGGUUCAGUACUUGAGCCUGCAGAAAGCGGCCUCUUCCCCGUCCACCACGCGAAAAGGAUUCUUGGGCCGAGGGCGAUCGAUUUGCCGGCCGGGGUCCUGUACUAUAUGACUGUAUGGUGCGAUUUCGAUGGUCGGAACAUGCUUUCGCACGAUGCGAAGGUGAAUCUGUGGUUCGAGACCAACGACGUGAUCGCGGUCACCGAUGCGCCUCCGGAGGCCCCAUGGGAAGGCGAGGUCGUGACCCCAAAGACUUCUCGUACGCGACUGUCAGGCACGUUUUUGCCUCAAGCGGUAGAGGUGGAGUAUCUAGCAAGCUGAGCGCUGAGCACUCAGACGUCACGCGUACACUGUCGAUAUUUCCUCUUAAGGAGAAGCGAUGUAGCGUAGAAUCUGGUAGAUUUCAGUACAUCUUUCCUAUGUAGCAUAACAGCAAUUGCUGCGAAUAACGAGUCGUCAUCAA